Molecule: messenger RNA, 1485 nt
Organism: Penicillium cataractarum
Lineage: Eukaryota; Fungi; Ascomycota; Eurotiomycetes; Eurotiales; Aspergillaceae
Exons: 5
Coding region: 1-1485 (494 amino acids)
Biological process (GO): transmembrane transport
Cellular component (GO): membrane
Molecular function (GO): transmembrane transporter activity
Source: RefSeq, a predicted model, not a curated record
AUGUCUAUUGCCGAAAAGAAGGAAACCAGCACUGAUGUGACGCCUGGGGAUGGUGGGGCGUCGCCUUCCUCUAGUAGUAUCGCUGAAUUUGCGGGUAUCAAUGAGAAAUCGCUGCUUCGAAAGCUGGAUUUUCGUUUGCUUCCGCCCUUGACGCUUCUUUAUCUAUUGUCCUUUUUGGAUCGUAGCAAUGUUGGCAAUGCCCGGUUGGAAGGAAUGACGGACGAUAUCAAAAUGACCGGUGAUCAAUACUUGACCGGUCUUACCCUAUACUUUAUCGGAUACGUCUUAUUUGAAGUGCCAGCAAAUACGGUCUUAAAGUUGAGUAGACCGAGCAUCUGGCUACCGACUCUCACGCUGGUAUGGGGUGUCGUCGCAACCCUCUUAGGAGUGGUUCAGAACUACCCCGGCUUUCUAGCCUCUCGGUUCUUCCUUGGUGUUGCCGAAAGCGGUCUUUUCCCUGGCGUGGUGUUUUAUCUUUCCAUGUGGUAUAAGCGCAAUGAGCAGCAUUAUCGGGUUGCUCUGUUUUUCUCGGCAGCCUCGUUGGCUGGUGCCUUUGGCGGUAUACUUGCAUGGGGUAUCGCGCACAUGAAAGGUGUCGGUGGAUACAAUGGAUGGCGAUGGAUCUUUAUCUUGGAAGGACUUUUGACCAUCGUUGUGUCUGUUAUUGCAUACUUCUGGGUCCACAAUUAUCCUGCGACAGCCAAGUUCCUGACCAAGGAAGAGCGAGAAUACAUACAAUUCCGUCUGAAGAACGACAAUGACUCGACUCGUGAUGAGACCUUUUCGUGGUCAGCAGUCCUCGAUGCGUUCAAAGACCCAAAGGUGUGGCUAUAUGGCCUCGGUUUCCACUCGUUGAGCCUGCCACUAUACACCCUUUCUCUGUUCCUGCCAACAAUCAUCAAAGAACUUGGUUACAGUGCGGCGGAAGCUCAGCUGCUGACUGUACCGCCUUACGCUAUCGCAACUAUGAUGACCGUCGGCGUCGCCAUUCUCUCUGAGAAAACACAACGACGAGCCCCCUUCAUCAUGGGUUCAUCUACUCUAGCCAGUAUUGGUUACAUUAUCCUGCUCUCGUCACACCGAGCAGGAGUAAGCUAUGUGGGAACAAUCUUCGCCGCCGCCGGAAUCUAUCCUGCCGUUGCUAUCGUGCUAUCAUGGCCAGCAAAUAAUGUCUCGGGACAGACUAAGCGGUGCAUUGCCAAUGCCCUUCAAAUCUCCAUUGGCAAUCUCGGCGCAGUACUUGGGACCCAGCUGUAUCGGACUGAGACGAGCCCCAGAUUCUUCUUGGGACAUGGUUUUGCUCUUGGGUACUUGGUGGCUAAUAUUAUCAUCGUUGCGGUGACCUGGUGGGUUCUUAGACGGGCGAAUGCUAAAAAGGCAGUGGAAAGAGAGCAGAAGGGACUUCGCCCCUUGAUGGGUGAUGUUGGAGAUGCGGAAGGAGAGUUCCUUGGUGACCGUGACCCUCGCUGGGUAUUCCAGACCUGA